AUGUCGAGCUUUCUCAACGGCUCAGCGAAGACUAGCCAACCGCCGCAGCAAACAUCACCAUAUCGGCCAUUCAUCAAGGGCCGGCUGCCAGUUCCUCGAGAUGUCUUCGCCAGAUCAGAAGGCAAGGAUCGGGCGGCUGAUGAGGAGAUUGCAAAGGCCGCACCAGCUCCCACAAGCCAACCGCGCCAUCCACGAGGAACUCGAGAGGCAUGGCGGCAAAAGAUGGCUGCAUCGCGAAGGCAGAACUUGCGAGAAGGUGUCAAGACUCUACGAGAACGCAAGACGAGGACAGAAACUACGCUGCGCGAACGGGUUGCAGCAAAGCAAGCAGAGCGAGAAGCGUUAGUCCGAAUGCCUGAGCGCGAAGACGAACGCUUGACCACCUCUUCCACCGGUCUGAACGUGCAUAAACUCCUCCACGGACCACUGGAAGAUCCCACACGAGACGCACGACUGGCCCAUAAAGCGCGCAACCUCACCUUGCACACCUCCGCCAAGCGCGCGAACAGGAUGGACAAUUUACACACCCUGUACAUGAACGCACGACACUUCAUCGUCACACCCCAGCAACUCGAUAGCGCCAUUGACUCCGAGUUUGGCACACCCGAGCAGCCACGCCAAUUCGUGGGAGACCGUGGCAGGCCAGCACAAGGGUAUGGAGAAUUCGACGACGGCGGCAAAUGGAGCUCGGAAGUCACUAGCAUGUGGGCGCACGGCAGACCGGCGACGGUGCAGGAUAUGCUUAACAGAGCGGCGCAGGGCGAUGCUGGGAAGACUAGCUAUGCUGUCGAUGUUGCCGAGGGUGGAACGGAGGGUGUUACGCAGAGCAGGGUGCGGAGGAUUGCGGAGAAGCUUACGGGUGGGAAGAUGGAUACGACGGAGCAGUAG
Saxophila tyrrhenica is the source of this 888-nucleotide messenger RNA. RefSeq lists its product as uncharacterized. NCBI's taxonomy places the organism in Eukaryota, Fungi, Ascomycota, Dothideomycetes, Mycosphaerellales, Extremaceae. The transcript is spliced from 2 exons. The coding region runs from base 1 to 888 and encodes 295 amino acids. The record is from RefSeq and is a predicted model, not a curated record.